Messenger RNA from Sarcophilus harrisii (Tasmanian devil), 820 nucleotides. It is a transcript of the gene MRPL14, whose product is annotated as mitochondrial ribosomal protein L14. The record is from RefSeq and is a predicted model, not a curated record. Gene Ontology annotation, biological process: translation. Gene Ontology annotation, molecular function: structural constituent of ribosome. The coding region runs from base 204 to 644 and encodes 146 amino acids. Gene Ontology annotation, cellular component: mitochondrion; ribosome. The transcript has 4 exons. Lineage: Eukaryota; Metazoa; Chordata; Mammalia; Dasyuromorphia; Dasyuridae.
GGAGUCGGAGUGCCGGAGAGGUGGGGGCGGGGUAAGGCGCGCUUUUAACCUCUGGGACCCGAGGUCUCCUCUAGCUCGGCGGUGAGAGCGAGAAGUGGCUCAGUACACCUGGAGGAAAACCAAGGAAAGAAAGCAUUAAGAAAGAAAAGUGCCUUCUCAGAACACCAGGGACCAACAUAAGAGGAUUUCAUCCCAGAAUCCCUAUGGCUUUCUCUAUGGGGCCUUGGGGGAGCCUUCUAAACCUUGCCAGCAGGGCACUAAGUCAACGCUAUUUCAGCACCACGGAGGCUCUUGGAGCAAUACAGAAGAUGACCAGAGUCCGUGUGGUGGACAAUAGUGCCUUAGGCAACACUGCAUACCAUCGCCCACCUCGAUGCAUCCAUGUGUACAAUAAGACUGGUGUGGGCAAGGUGGGAGACCGGAUACUACUGGCCAUCAAGGGGCAGAAGAAGAAGGCCCUUAUUGUGGGGCACCGAAUGCCUGGCCCCCAAAUGACACCAAGGUUUGAUUCCAACAAUGUAGUCCUCAUUGAGGACAAUGGAAACCCAGUGGGUACUCGCAUCAAGGUACCAAUUCCAACGAGUCUCCGGCGGCUGGAAGGCGAGUAUUCCAAAGUGCUUGCCAUCGCCCAGACCUUCGUAUGAGAGGCCAGGCACUCUUGACUGCAGGAAGUGCCCUUAGAGGGAGAAAAUUCACAGAUCAGUCCCCAACUGAGAAUAGGACUUAGGGGAAAUGGAGACUUCCUCCCUUCUAUCUCCUUCUUCCCCCAGGAGGAAGGGAGAACCAAAUUCUGUGAAGUAAUAAAAAUAUUUUAUGUAUA